Molecule: messenger RNA, 1194 nt
Organism: Drosophila persimilis
Lineage: Eukaryota; Metazoa; Arthropoda; Insecta; Diptera; Drosophilidae
Product: putative gustatory receptor 93c
Exons: 2
Coding region: 1-1194 (397 amino acids)
Biological process (GO): sensory perception of taste
Cellular component (GO): membrane
Source: RefSeq, a predicted model, not a curated record
AUGUUCGAGCGCCUUCGAGAGGUGCGUCUUUCGGGGCUCUCCGCGUAUAUCCUACGCUUUAGUUACCACUACGCCAGAGUCUUGGGCGUAAUCUGCUUUGAGGUCUCGAAGAAAGGACCUAAGGAUGCCUUGGUGGGACGGAAGAACUUCAGGCUCAAGUGGUAUUCGCUUAUCCUACGGCUCGUCUGCUUUGCCGUGGUUUGCUGCUUCUGUGCCCCAUUCGUAAUGGCAAUCGAGGAUCCCAAUGAGCGGACACUGCAGUGCAUGCGACUGGUGUCCUGUCUCGUCUGCACCGCUUGCAUCCUGGUGCUGCAGAUAUUCCAAGAACACGAGGUACUCCGCAUGAUCAACAGCUUCCUCAGGGUGUUUCGACGAGUGCGUCAAAUGUCGACGAGAAGGAAGAACGGCUUCGGUGGCAAGCGGGAGUUUGUCUUACUCCUCUUCAAGGCGAUCUGCCUCAUUUACGAGCUCUUCUGCGAACUUCAUCAAAUACUGUUUGCUUCCAGUUUAGUGGUAACGUUGAUCGCUCUGUGCGACAUCAUCGUCGAAAUUGGUUCCCUAAUGAUCAUACACAUCGGUUUCGCGGGCUUCCUCAGCGUGGCGGCCCUUUACUCGGAGGUCAAUGGCUAUGUUCGCAUUGAGUUGCGACGUCAGCUGCGAUCCCUGGAACGUCCAGGCGGUGCUCCUGCCAGUCGUCGUCAGCUGAGGAAUGCCUGUUGCCGGCUGGAGGAGUGCGUGGCCGUCUACGAUGAGAUCGAACGUGUGGGCAGAUCAUUUCAUAUCCUGCUCCAGCUACCAGUACUCAUCAUUCUCAUGGCCAAGAUCUUCGCCACCACGGUGCUGUCCUACGAGGUGAUCAUACGUGUCGACCGGUAUCCCUGCCAGGCUGGCAUCUGGGGCUUGGUGCUUAAGAGUUUCGCUGAUGUGAUACUCUUAACCCUGGCUGUCCACGAAGCGGUCAGCAGCUCCAAAGUUAUUCGUAGAUUGAGUCUGGAGAAUUUUCCAGUCAGCGAUCAGAAGGAAUGGCAUGUAAAGUUGGAGAUGUUCUUGAGUCGCCUGAACUUCAACGAGUUUCGUGUGUGUCCAUUGGGCUUGUUUGAGGUCUCCAACGAGAUCAUUUUGGUAUUUUUGUCUAGCAUGAUCACCUAUUUUACCUAUGUGAUGCAGUAUGGAAUACAAACCCAUCGAUUAUAG